Molecule: messenger RNA, 2806 nt
Organism: Schistosoma curassoni
Lineage: Eukaryota; Metazoa; Platyhelminthes; Trematoda; Strigeidida; Schistosomatidae
Source: the annotation of a GenBank genome assembly
AUGAGUGAUAGUGUUUACUUUAGCGAAAGAACAAAAACCUAUGAUAUUCCUAUAUCACAUUUGGACUUUAAAUAUCUUGAUUCUUGCAAUGACCCAUAUGAAUUGGAGAAAAUAUUGAAAACUUUGAGGUCUGGUGAAGUCGGACGUUAUGCUGAACUUGAAUCAUUUUGUGAAGAAAAGGUCAAAAAGUUACAUCCAAACAGCCGAGUAUUACGGAAAGCGAUAGAACCAAUAAAAAUCACACAGUUGGAUAAAGAAGAAAGACAACAAAUUGAAGAAGAUUUUCAGAUUUGGCUUAAUGAAGUAAAGACGUUCAAUGAAGAAAUUGAUGACGAUGAUCAGAAUUCAGAAAUUGAUUAUUAUUUAUUGAAAAGAUCAAAAAAGAAAUCACUUCCAGGAAAACAAUUCGAAACGAAUGAUGAAGAAUUAGAAGAAAAAUGUUUGAAAUAUGACAAUGAAGAUUUACCACCUAUUCGAAAAUCUAUUAUAUUUAGUGAUAAUAAACAAUUAGCAACACAAUUAAAUUCAAAAGGGGAUUAUACAUUUGGCAAAAGAGUUUUGAAACCAAAAGACUAUAGUGAAUGGGAUAAAUUAGCAAAAGAAUGGGAUAAAGAAUUAACUGAAGAUAAUCAACCAAAUAGUAAAUUUGAAAAAGGUGAUAAAAUGAAUUUGUCAGAAAUGGAAACCUAUGGAUUAAGAAAACUUGAUUAUAAAGAAUUGAAAUUAAGACUAGUUAAUAUGCCAAUUCAAACAAGAAAAAAAUUAGCUGAACGAGAAAAAGAAAAAGGGAAUGAAUCCUUUAAAUCAGGUGAUUAUGCUGAUGCAAUGAACUAUUAUAAACGAAGUCUUAUUAUGCAUAAAACUAAUGCUGUUUACAAUAAUCGUGCUUUAAUAUAUUUACGACAAAAACAGUGGAAACAAGCAGUGAAUGAUUGUACUAAAGUUUUAAAAACUGAACCAGAUAAUUUAAAAGCAUUAUUUAGACGAAGUCAAGCAAAUUUCGAAUUAGAUAAUUUAGAACAAGCUGAAAAGGACUUAAAUAGACUGACCGAUCAAGAUCCAACAAAUUUUAAAGCUCAAAAUUUAUUACGAAAUGUGAAAAUUGCAAUAUCAAAACGUCAAGAAUCCCAUUUGAAAGGAUCUAGACGUAUGAUCAUAACUGAUAUUGGUGAUUCUUCGGAUGAUGAUGAUGAGAGUGAUGAAAAUGUCGAAGAAAAUGAAUAUCAGCAUCAGGAACAACAACAACAACUCAUACAAGGACAAGAAAUUGUGACAGUGAAUACUAAUAAAAUGGAGCUUUCAAGAAACCAUCUAGAUCAAAUUCAACAUCAUAAUAAUGAUAUUGAUUGUGAAAAACAUUAUUUCAACAUUGAGAUAAACAAAAAUGAUAAUAUUCAAUUGACUGACAAAUCUACUAUUGAUAUUACUAAACAAGAAUCUAGCUUAAAUGUUUGUUAUAACUCCAAAGUUGAUACAAAUAAUAAUGAAGAUAUAACAACUACAUUUGAUAAUGGAGAUAUGUAUUGUCAAUCUGAAGUUAAUGACCAUUUAGAACAUGAUGAAGUGUCCAUUAAUUCUAAGAGUACAUAUUCUAUCGUUGAUUAUGAAGAGUUAAAACAAAAAGGAAAUGAAUCCUUUAAAAAGGGAAAUAUGAAAUUGGCUUUAAUAUAUUUCAAUAAAUGUAUUGAACUUUGUUUAAAGUACAAUUUAAAUCAUGACAAACGUUUAGCUGUUAUUUAUCGUAAUCGUUCAUUGAUUUAUUUACAAUUGAAUGAAUAUCAAUUAGCAUGUAAUGAUUGUACAUCAGCUUUAUCGAUUGAAUCUAAUUGUCCGAUUGCAUUGUAUCGUAGAGCAUUAGCAUUAAAGUUUCUAGGUGAUCAUUCAGGAUGUUUAAAAGAUUUACAGAAAGCAUAUAAUUUAAAUCCAAAUAAUAAUAGAAUUAUUGAAGAAUUGAAGAAAAUGCAGAAUACUUUGGUACAGACGGAUAACAUGAACACUGAUAUACUAAUUAAUAAAUCUCAAACAGUAAUAACUACUAGUACAAUCAGUACUACAUCAGAUCUUGAAAUAAUUGAAUUACCAAAUGUUGACAGUGAAAAAGAAGAUCAUAUUCAUGAUGACAAUAUUAAUGAUGACGACGAUGACGACAACAACAACGACAAUAACAAUAGUGAAAUACUAGAAGUGGAAGCAGAAGAAGAGAAUGAUGAAAGUUAUGAUAAACUCUUAUCUAUACAAUGUAAUAAUAUGAAUCCAUCAUGUCAUAUUUCUACUAAUCUAAAUGAUUUCUCUAAAUUUCAACCAGCUAAUUCAAAUAUUAUGACUAAAUCAAUUGAUAAUGAAUGGGAAGAAGUGAAUCUUAUCAAUAAAGAAGAUACAAAGAUUGUUAAUACAAGUAGCAUAAAUUCGACUAUUGAUAAUAGAUGGAAGUUAGAUAAACCAAUAACAAACUCACAUGAAUUUCAAAAUUGUUGGAUAAAUAUUCAACAUUUAAAACGAUCAAAUUAUACAAACGCUAUUAAUCAAAUUAUAACACUAUUAAAUAAUAUAUUACCUGAACAAUUACCAAAAUUAAUUGGAAUUCGAAUGGAAGCUGAGAUGUUAGAUGAUUUAUUGAAUGCAAUCAAUGUAUCAAUGAAUACUAAAAACAAUAAUAGUCUGUGGAUUUACAAUAUUUUAAUCCAAUUGAGUAAAACAGCACGAUUUGAUUGUGCCUUAUUCUUGAUAAGUGAUGGCACAAAAGAAGCUAUAAAAUGUAUAAUCGAUAGAUUACACCAUCGGUAUCAACAACAAUCUAGUGAAUUGA